This is a messenger RNA of Trypanosoma theileri, 990 nucleotides long. RefSeq lists its product as uncharacterized. The record is from RefSeq and is a predicted model, not a curated record. Lineage: Eukaryota; Euglenozoa; Kinetoplastea; Trypanosomatida; Trypanosomatidae. The transcript has a single exon. The coding region runs from base 1 to 990 and encodes 329 amino acids.
AUGAUGUCAAUACGCCGCGUCCUUUGUGUUCUGACUAUUGCACUGUAUUGUGUGUGCAGUUAUGUGGUAGCUGCUGAGCCUUCACCUACGGAUCUUGGGCCUAAGGGUGAAGGUGGUCCUGACAAUCUGCAUUCUGCAGCUUCGUCUUGUCCCUCUGGUUCGUCUGCUGUGGAAGAUGGUGGUUCUCAUUGUGCAGACAGUGGUAAAGGUAACAGUCUUGGUCAAUCUGCUGGUCUAAAGGGUCCAAUACAACAAAAUGCCACAGUGAACACAAUAAAGGGAGACCAUCCAGAAGCAGGAAGUGUUGGUAGCGACACGAAACAUGAAUCCGCCGAGAAAAGACAGGAAACGGAAGAAGUCCACAAAGAAGCGACUCUGAAAGGUGACAGAGAAGCAAGUGUUGAUCCUGCAAAUCCUGGCUCUUCUGUUGCUGAAGUGCGUGGACCUGUUGGUGUUGCAGCUCCUUCUACAUCAGGUGGGUCUGGACCAGCUUCUGAUGUUGAUUCACAGAGAGGAAGAGAAGACUUGGGCUCUAAGGCACAGCAAGGGGAUAGCUCUCUGGUAGCUGAACACGAGAAAGGUGGUCACAGUGAUGCUAAAGAAGAAAAAGAUAACCUGGAAACGCAGCCACAAGGAGAGAACGGUGAGAGUACAGGGAGAAAUACAACAUCUUCUACCAAUGAAGAGAGCACUACAGGGACUGAAGAAAACAACGAGAAUCAACAAGCAGAAGAAGGCAAUGGUGUUCAGUCUACUUCACCAACUUCACCUGCACCUACAGAAGGUGAUGCAACGAGGGACAAUGUCAAUACACCCAAUAAUGAUGAGGAAUCAACCACCACCACUACUACUACAACAACAACACUUCCUCCUGAACUCACAAACAACAAGAAGGGUGAUGCAGACAGCAGCAGCAGUAUCAGCAGUUCUGUGUGGGUGCGUGUACCACUACUGAUUGUGGUUACACUGGCCUGUAUUCUUGUAUGCUGA